AUGCUCCACCAGUUUGGUGCUGAGCUCGCAUCUGGAUCUGUACAUCAAUUUGGAGGGAUUAUCCAUGUCAAUAAUCACUGGAUCGCAUUCUCCAUUUCCCCCCUAGAAUCAACCAUUUACCUCGGUGAUUCCUUUCACAAGCCAAUGGGAGAUGAUGGGCAAUCGGUUGCAGUGAAGGAAGUAAUCAGGGUUCUUCGAUGGUGGCUUGACAUAUCCAGUCCAGAGCCAAGCCAGUCUGCGUCUCUGUUUCAGAUUCGAUGGCUACCAAUUGUGUACCAAAAUGAUUUUGUAUCAUGCAGCUUCUUCGCUCUUGAUGCACUCAUGCAUCACCUUAUCCCAAACAAGUAUCCACUUCACACCGGUGAAGAUGCAGCAAUACUGCGUGUCAAAUUUCUGACAUCCAUCCUUGACCGUCACAGUGCACAGGCAGUACCGACACAAACAGUGACAAUGGCCACUACACUUGUGGCAACACCGGUAACAGCAUCAGUCCAAGUUGUGAUGAUGCCGGAAUCACUGGUGCUGCCUGCAAUCCUCAUGACCACCCCAGCCACAGUGGACAACCUGGUUGGUUCAAAUACCCAAGAGCUGGAGGGAAGAAAAUCAAAGGUAGACCUCACCAUCCAGGAGGGGAAUGACAAGCAUGGGCUGCUCCAAUUCUUCAGCUGUACUCACUGA
Messenger RNA from Cantharellus anzutake, 678 nucleotides. RefSeq lists its product as uncharacterized. The transcript is spliced from 3 exons. The record is from RefSeq and is a predicted model, not a curated record. NCBI's taxonomy places the organism in Eukaryota, Fungi, Basidiomycota, Agaricomycetes, Cantharellales, Hydnaceae. The coding region runs from base 1 to 678 and encodes 225 amino acids.